Messenger RNA from Olea europaea var. sylvestris, 1252 nucleotides. RefSeq lists its product as uncharacterized. Lineage: Eukaryota; Viridiplantae; Streptophyta; Magnoliopsida; Lamiales; Oleaceae. The record is from RefSeq and is a predicted model, not a curated record. Bases 219 to 731 code for a protein of 170 amino acids. The transcript has 3 exons.
UAAUUGCACACGGUUUCAUAAACGUACAAGGAAAUUGCCUUGUUCUCUCUUUCUCGCCUCUUUGGCAUUCUUGCUGUCUAACUAUAGAUUCACAAUCCUUCAAGAUCCAGAACAGCAAGAAAACCCCAAAUUUCUGAUCAUCUGAUUUUCCUUUUAAAGGUUUGAAUUUAUCAUCCAUAAAUCGUAAAAUAUUCAGCGUGAAAGCUUCAGAUUGAUAAAUGGCUUUGGCACUAACUCAUCUGUCAUGGUGGCGGUGGAGUGGGAAGGAAAAGGAACCUGAAAUCUCUGAUGGGUCCUCAUUGAAUUCCUCGCAUGAAUCGGAUUUGUGGGAAAUGGACACAUUGAAGUUCCCGUUAUUUCAUGGAAAAGCUAUAGGUUCCACAUCUGGACGGGUUAAGAAAAAAUGGCACAGUCGAGAGGAGCGAAGAAUUGACAGGGAAUAUGAUGUUGUUCUUGUGCCAUCAGAUGGUGGAUGUCUUUCGGGAUCUGAUUCUGAUGGUUCAGAUUGGUCAGUUGGAUGGUUGGAGCCCCAUGGCCCUGGCUUUCAAAGUGAUGAUAAUUUUGAUGAUUGUUUUGCUGUGUUGGUUCCUUGUUAUGGUCAUGGUCGAAAGGAUCUGGUAGAUAACUCCAAGGAAGUGUUUAAUGGCACAAUUGGGAACAUCUUGGAUAUACAUGCUGCCGAGAACAAGAAGUACAUGGAGCAGUGGGUCUCUACUCUUCAGAACAACUGACAUUUGAAAACACCCUUGUAUGGGCUUUGAUCUUCUGAUCCUGCUACGUUCUAAUUCGGAUUCAUCGUGUUUAUAGUUAUCCGUAUCUCUUAAACUUGAAAAAAGAAAAAAAAAUUAAAAAUUAAAAGAAAAGAAAAUAAGCAAAAUAUUAAAAAGAUCAACUUAUGAGUAGCAAUAUUAUGAUAUCGUAUAAUGUGGCCACGAGAAAGGAAUGGCUAGUCAGGGUAUUUGCUAAUUUGAUCUCAGUUUUCGGAAUGAUAGGAGCUAUGUGUUUUAUAUUGCUGGAAAAGCAGAAGAAAUUUGAAAAUGCCAAAAAAAUAAAAAAUAAAAAAUAAAAAAAAUUGAUGACUGUUAAAGUCACGGUGUACUCCUAUCAGUCAUAGUGUAAAAAUGUCUGUACAUAUGCAAAAUGUGCUUCUUGUCUUUGUAAAUACAUUAUUUCACAGGGAAAAAAAUAUUGUCAUUGUAAGGAAUUGGAUGCUAUGUACUUGGAAUUUGUGUUCUGUAUAUAAUAUUUUGUU